UAAUUUGCAUUCACAUAGACUUUUCUUUUCUUUCCACCCAACAUACCCAACAUUUACAAUUUUUAUUGUUCUUUUAUUUUACUACCUUUUCUCCCCCGCACAGACAAUCCAACAACCUUUAUCCGACCCGAAUAAUCUUUUUUAAAAAACAAUGCAGUUCUCAAAGUUCACUGUUUCGCUUUUCGCUCUGGCCGCCAUUAGCGCCGCCCUGCCCUCUCCCCAGAACGCCCAGUCCGUUGUGCGCAUCGGCCACGCCGACCCCACUGCCUCGGCCCCGGAGGUUAUCUCCGCCGAGGAGUCUAGCAUCCCCGAGGAGUCCAGCGUCAUUGAGGAGUCCAGCAUUGUCGAGGAGUCGAGCGUUGUCGAGGGCGAUGUGGAGAGCUCAGAGGAUAUUGAGCUUUCCGAGGACGAGAAUGAUGUGCCCGCGGAUGACGGCACCUCGACUAUCUUUGUCAGCGGUGAGGUCAAAACUGUCUUGAGCGAAACUUCGGAGAAAUCUUCGGAGUCGUCGUCUAGCGGCGCCGAGUCCUUCCGUGGUAUUUCGUCGGUGGUCACUCUGGCUGUUGCCGGUGGUGUGUCGCUCAUGCUUGCUGCAUUCUAAACACGUAAGCAGGGGUUUUUUCUUUCUAAUUUUUCUAUUAUUUUUACAAACAUUAAUGCUCGGAAAAUCCACCCUUUUUCUUUUGGCAGUGGAUGGAUGGCACCAACAGGCAGCAGCAAGACUUUCCUAUUUCUCCCCUUUUUCUUGCUCUCCCCACUACAUUUAAUAACAGGAAAGCGGCACCAUUUCUUUCCUUUUUUCCUUUCGUUUUUAACUGUUUGGUGAUUCUUUAUUUGAUUUGAUUACAUUAAAUUUGAUUAAAUAAAUCUUACCCAUCGAUAUCUUUUACCA
Messenger RNA from Kickxella alabastrina, 892 nucleotides. RefSeq lists its product as uncharacterized. The transcript has a single exon. NCBI's taxonomy places the organism in Eukaryota, Fungi, Kickxellomycota, Kickxellomycetes, Kickxellales, Kickxellaceae. The coding region runs from base 152 to 601 and encodes 149 amino acids. The record is from RefSeq and is a predicted model, not a curated record.